CCCCAACUGCUUAAACAGAUAAAAAUUCGACAACUUGCAAGACUGGCAGAUGAGCAGAAAGUUCUGCGCUUCCUUAUUGAUAUUCGAGAAUGUCGAGCAGACAGCUUCGAAAGCUGCAACAGCAGAAAGAGCUGGAGCAGGCAAAACUACAAGCAGAAGCAGAGGAGGAUUCAGAAGAAGAACCAGAUUUUCUACCGCAGAAAGCAAAACCCAGCCUAUUUGCUAGCCUAGCUGCUCUCGAGGAUGAAGGUGAAGGGGAUGAGGAUGAGGACGAGCAGGAGGCUGAAAGCGCAAAGGAAGACCUGAGCGAACCAGAGCCAAGCCCCGCCCCCGCACCGAAGGCAAAGAAGUCCAAGAAGAAGAAGAAAGCAAAGAACAAGGCGAAGGCAGCGCCGGUCGACAAGCAAGAAAACGAGGACGAAAUUGAGGCGGCACUACAAGAGCUCAAUCUGAAGAAACCUUCCGGCGACUCCCAGGGGCAAGAUACGGCACCCUCAUUCGAUCCUGAAUACGAAAGGGUAUGCGCCUUGCUAGGUAUUCAAAAACAGCACCUCAAGGUGGCAAAUGAGAUGCGAAAUCUGUUUGGGAAGACAGCUAUAGAAAAUCAUGACGAUGCUGGAGGCCCAAUUGGUCGAGGAGCCAGGAGAAGACAGAGAGGGCAGAACCAAAUGGUGGACCUCGGGACGGCCCUCAAAGGACAUCACCCUCCUGGAAAAGGCCUUUCGGCGCUUACACUACGACACAACUGUCUCAUACAAGGGAAAGAUGAUUGGCCUAAAGGGACUACUGGUGGGCUCACGAUGGAAGUCGUUGAUGAUAUGAGAUUGGUCGAUGGAACGGUAGAAUUUAGAUAUGUACACGAUAAGACAUAUCAAUCUCUGCAGCAGGCGUUUCAUGGAUACGUGGAAAUGGGAGAUCCUCAGAACUUGAUAGGGCUCCUGACGAGAAAUCCCUACCACAUCUCUCUCCUCCUUCAAGUCAGCAUUAUUGCCAAAGACCAAGGUGAUCAUGCAGUGGCAUCAGAUCUCGUUGAGCGAGCCCUGUUCACCUUUGGCCGAGCAGCUUCGUCCCUAUUCAGCACGAAGCUAGCAGAAGGCAAGGCCCGUUUAGAUUUCCACCGACCAGAGAAUCGAGAGCUCUGGCUCGCUGGAUACCAAUACAUCAAAAGUCUUGUUAUGAAGGGAACGUACAGAACAGCAUUCGAAUGGGCUAAGCUCUUGCUAAGUCUAGAUCCGGAAGGAGACCCAUAUUGCAUGCGUCUUAUGAUUCAUCAUCUUGCACUUCGAGCCCAUCAAUUCAAGUGGCUGCUAGAUAUCUGCGAUCCUCAGAACGAGACUGAGGGGAAAGAGCCUCUCAUUAAGAUGAACAACUCUGGAGCGUACCGUGAUCACAAUGCCCCAUCACUGGCAUUGGCAGCUCAGCAGCUUGGAGAUGGCAAGAAGAGCAGGGAGAUCUUGACUAAAGCUAUGCAACAAGUACCUUGGCUCUUUGUCCGCCUCUUCACCGAACUCAACCUGGACGCACCUAGUUCAAUCUGGGGCGCCCUCCCACGAAGCAGCCCGGAAGAAUUGUUCACUUCUUUGUAUGUCAAACAAACCAAAGACCUCUGGAACACUCCGGAAGCCACAGCACUAUUGAUGGAAAUUGCCCACACGAUCCCCAAAGUUGAUACGGACGCCAUUCCUAAACUUGGCAACGAUGAAAUGACACGCGAUGUGGUGCGCUUUAUAUACUUGGAUAAUACACCUGCACUCAUGUCCCUGGUACCUUCGGCUAUACUACACAGAAGCAAUAACUCAGAUAGCGAUCCCCUCCCACCGGACAACAACGUUAUCUCCUACGAGUCGCAGCGUAUUGCUCUCCAAGAACGAGAGGCUCCUUGGAAUGACCUGGAUGUAUUCAACAAUCCCCUUGCCGCUCUGAGACAACUCAUCCCUAUAUUGCCGAGAUUUCGGGGGGAGGAUGGGGAUGCAGAUGCAGAGGCUCCUGAUGAGGAGGGAGAGGAGGAGGAGGAGGCGGAGGAGGGGACACGGGAAGCUCCCUCUAUAGCAAGAAACUUCUUGAAUCUGCUUUGGCGGCGGACGACGGGGGUGGAGGAGCAUUCGGACGAGCAUCUGGAGGAGUAUCUGGAGGAGCAUAGUCAUAGUGAUGCCCAGGUGCCAGACCUGGAGGGGCAUUCUGACGAUGAGUUGCCUGAUUCAGCGGGACAUUAGGCUUUACAGGUAAGGAGGAUACAGUAGAUAUAGAGACCCCGCCCAAUAAAACCCCCCUAUUGCCAAC
Amorphotheca resinae ATCC 22711 is the source of this 2280-nucleotide messenger RNA. RefSeq lists its product as hypothetical. Bases 90 to 2213 code for a protein of 707 amino acids. NCBI's taxonomy places the organism in Eukaryota, Fungi, Ascomycota, Leotiomycetes, Helotiales, Amorphothecaceae. Gene Ontology annotation, biological process: rescue of stalled cytosolic ribosome; ribosome-associated ubiquitin-dependent protein catabolic process. The transcript has 2 exons. Gene Ontology annotation, cellular component: RQC complex. The record is from RefSeq and is a predicted model, not a curated record.